AAGGACUGGCAGAAAGCGCAGGGCGGUUGGAAGACCUGCUGUUUCUGGUGUUGGGCGUUUUGAGAGUGAUAGAGGCGAGGAGGAGGAGAGAUGUGGAGGGAGCGGGGAGUGUGAGGGAAGAGGGGAAGGUGGAGGAGGGAGUGGGUGCUGGAAACGAAAAGGACGAGGAAGGGGGAAAAGAGGAGGAGAAGGAUGAGGAGAAGGAGGAUGAAGGAGGAUGGGAAGAAGGCGAAGAUGAAGAAGAGGAGAAGGAAGGAGGGGACGAAAACGAGGAGGAGAGACAGAGACAGGCAGAGCUAUGGGAUCGAAGUGAGAAGCUGCUAGAAGCUGCCUCAGAGCAUGCAGCAUUGCUGGCGGCACGCUGCUGCUCUCUUGCAGACCGGCAGGCAGGGAGCGGGGGAAGAGACAGGGAGAUGGGCGCAGGAGGACCAGUGGAGCGGAGGGGCCAACAGCAGCAGCAGCAGCAGGGGCUGGCAUCGUUCCUGUGCUCUGAGGCCCUCUCUCUCAUGGCCGAUAUCCGCACCCGGCUGAGUCAGCUCUAUGUGCUUUCCCAUUCCCAUGACAGGGGGCUUGCACAUGCCCACUCUGCCACUGAUGCAGCAGCCGCGCCUAUCCCCUUGCUGAGACCCUUUAAACCCCAUCUGCCUAUAGCAGCAGCAGCAGCUGUUCCUGUGGUGUCUGCGCUGCUGCUGCGCUGCCUCUUGAGGCUGGGGGGUGCUGUGGCGGAGGUGUGGGGGGAGACUGGUGGGGGAAAGAAGGGGAAUUGGGGGAGCCGGGGGAAGAGUAGGGGCGGAAGGGACGGCAGAGGGAGUGAAGGAAGCGGCAAGGGUGGUGACGGGUUGGGAUUGGAAGGGGAGGAGGACCUUUGCUGUGGAUGGGUGUACGCUUGGGAUAGUGACGGUUCUGCUGCUGCUACUGGCGAUGCUGGUUCCCACACCCCUGUCCCCCCUCUUGCCUCUGCAGCAGCAUCAGCAGCAGCAGAGGUCACCCUCCUGUCCUUGCUCCAUCACAACAUGCCCUUCCCACUACCAUCCCCAUUAUCCGACCACAAUAGUUCGGGACAAGGUAGAAAACGGGAGGAAAGGGGCGAGCUAGUGGAUAGUCAUGGAGGGGAGAGAGGAGGGGAGCAGACGGAAGGAGGAAAAGAGGGAGAACAAGUCAAGGAGCCGUUUCUGGAUGGGGGAAUUUCUCGGCCUGUUCUCUUUGGCGAUCUCUGUGCUUCCAUUUGUUCCAAUGCUGCUGCCGCGUUGACAGGAAAUGCCACAGAUCUUGCAGAUGUGGCUGGUAGUAACCCUGAGAAUGCUUCUGCUACAGCUGCUGGCAGUGCAGGGUCGUCAGCCCAGCUUCUUCCUGCAGUGGCGAUGGCGGGAGCAGCAGCCGUGGUGGCUCACACUAUGGUGCAUGCGCUUUCUCUGGAGAUCACUCUUUCCCUUGGCGUGCAAUCCGCUGGCACACAGGAGCGACUCACCUCGUUAGUGCAGGGAGCCACUCGCCUCUCACACUUACUCAAGAGCCACUUAGCUGUGCUGCAGCAAGCUGCCAACCAGGGCUGUGGAGCUCCUAGGUUCUUCCUCGCGAUGACAGAUGGCGCGACGCUAUUCGCCCUUACAGCAGAGGAGGAUCUCGCUCGGGCAGCUGGAGGAGCGUUCCGAUUGGCUUCUGAGGCUGCCCGGCACACCGGGCGGCUAGAAUUGGAAGCUUCUUGGGAAGCACUGGGAAUGGAUGGCAGCAGCAAGGGGGGGGUGAUUGGCAGUAGGGGCCCUCCCAAAGCCAGGCAUCUGCUCUUUGAGAGACAUGCAGCAAUGAAGCCUUUGGCUCAUGCCAAGAAGGUAGAGGCAGAGUGGAUGUGGGGUGGGGGCGAUGAGGAUGAGGAGGAAGGGGAUGAGGAGGAAGAGAAAGAGGUGGAGGAGGAGGGAGAGGGUAGGCGCAGCGAGAAUGUGGAGGGUAGAGGAAUUGGAAAAGGGGAAACUGGAAGGUUCAGUGGCAGAAGGAUCGGCAGCAGGUUCGCGGGGAGCAAGUUUGGGGGAACCAGGAGAGUGAACGUGGAGUUGCUUAUAGAGAGUGUGAAUAUAGCCGCAGAGCUGGCAUACCACAGCCAUAGAGUGCUGACCAAAUGCGUGGGGGGUGUGGGUUCCGGCUGGGUUGGGGAGGUCACAGAAGCUGCUCUUUCCGCACAGAUUAUUGACGCAACUGGAGGCUUUGUGUCUGAUUUGAAUAUGAGAGGAGGUGCUGGUGUGGUGAGGGUCUCUGCUACCAGUGGGGUGAGAGCAUAUGGGGAUGUGGAUAUGAGUGCACCCAUCCCUGUUCUCUCCGUGUUUGCAGUCAAGCUGCAGACACCUGCUGCUGCUGCUGUGGGAGAGUCAGCAGCGUGGGCAGGAGGGGUACGGGAGACAGGAGACGGCGAUGGUAAGGUGCUGCGAGCAAGUGAGCCAACACCUCCUGAGGGGACUGCUGCUUCUGCUGUUGAGACUACUGUCUCUGCCACCACCACUGCACCUGCUGCUGCUGCACCUGCUGCUGCUUCUGAUGGCUCUGCCUCUGUGGGUGCUGCUGUCGACUCCACUCAAAACACACCCGGAAAACGCUCUGCAUCAGCAGAUGAAGCUUCUGUCGCCGCCCCAUCCCCCCUCCUCUCCUCCUCAUCUCCCUAUCUCCCUCCGAGCUCCAGCUGUCACUCCGCCAUUCGUCCGUCGCCCCAUGCUGACGUCAUCCUCCCCAUCCCUCUCUUUCUCUCGUCUUCUGAGGAGGAUCGGAGCAGCUUCGGCACGGAUCCAACCGUGGAGCAGGAGGAGGAGGAUGAGGAUGAGGAGUGGUAUCAAGAGCUGCUGAAGAACAUGCGAGAUGUGGACUUAGGGUUUGGGAAAGAGGAGAGGGCAUCUGAAAAAGAGGAGGAGCGGGCAUGUGAGAGGGAAGAGACGACCGUUGGGGAAGAAGAGGGCGCAUUCGGGUUGCGUCAAAAGGAGGCUAGGGAGGCUAGGGAGGCUCGGAAGGAGGAAGGAGGGGAAACGGAGGAGGGCAGGGAACAACAAGGGGCAGAUGAGGUUCCUCUUUUCGGAAAGGAGGCAGGAGAGGGAAGGGAGGGAAGAGUGGGAAGAGAGGAGGUGCAGAGGGAGGAGAGUGGGAGGAGAGAGCCUAGUCCCUGCAGCACUGAUAGUGAUGCUGGCACCAUAGCUUCGGAGGCGACCGAUGCUGUGCCGGACCUGCCGUUCAGGCUCGGAAAGCGGUUCUACAACAUUGAUUCGAUGCUGAACAUGCGCGAACCUGCAUCUGCCUCGGGAGCCGGUGGGGCUGGUGGGUUUGGGGCUGGUGGGGCUGGUGGGAAGUUGUUUUCAGGGUAUCUGGAUAGGAGGGGUCGUGGAAGGACCCUCAUUGAUGGUGCUGUGGUGGGGGCGUCAGUUGGGGCAGCGGGGGCAGAGGGGACAGCGGGGGCAGUGGGGGCAGGGGGGGCAGCGGGGGUGGUGGUGGGGGCAGUGCAGACAGUGGAUGUGGGGGAGAAGGUUUCAGGGAGGAGAGAAGGGGAAGGAGAAGGGAGUGGGGACCUUCUGCAGUUUGACGAGGUAUUCCGAGCCAAGCAGGCUCAGCGGCAGUGCCAUGCCGAAGCUAAGGCUGCUGUGGCUGCAGCUUUGGACGCUCAGGAUGAUCUGGCAGACGCCGAGGCUGCACUGGAGGAAGCUUCCAAGGAAGUUGCACGGCUCACUGCAUGUACUGACACUGAGAAUAAAGGCACGAGUCUGGAGGAGCUUGUAAAGGGGGAAGGGGUUGCUGGUAACCAGGCAGGGGUUGUGGUAACCAUUGAUGGGGAAGAUGAGAGAGGCAGUACGGUGAGCAAAGGUUGCGAAGGGAGAGGGGAGGGGAAUAGAGAGAGUGAUGGUGUGGAUGAGGGAGUGACAGAAGGAGGGAGUGGGGAGGAGGGAAAUGCUGAGGGAGAGGAGGUGGGGGGAGUUGCAGCGAAAGCUGAGGAGGAGGGCAGUGGGGAGUCUACGGAGAAUGUAUCUCUAUUUUCUGCCUGUUCUUCUGCCCUGGCUUCCCUGGAACGAGCUCAGGUUGCCCGCAACGAAGCCGCUGCCCGAAUGCGUGCCCAGCGGCACCGGGCAGCUGCAAAAGUUUCGGAGCUGGAAGCUGCCCGGUCCUUCUACACCACGCUGCUUCGGGCAAAAGAAAAACGGGUAGCUUGA
Messenger RNA from Closterium sp. Naga37s-1, 4175 nucleotides. The record is from the annotation of a GenBank genome assembly. NCBI's taxonomy places the organism in Eukaryota, Viridiplantae, Streptophyta, Zygnematophyceae, Desmidiales, Closteriaceae.